CACAUCGCGUCUCUGCUCUAAUCACCACGAUGGCCGACCGCUCUCGACGUGAAAAAGUGUCCAAGCUCGAUAAGCUUGCCGAAUACAAACUUGCUAGGCAAGGUGGAGGUCGCGUACGACGGACCGAAGACGUGGACCUUUAUGACGAAGUCUCCGAGGAGCAGUACAGAAGCAUCGUACGUGGGCGGCUGCAGAAGGACGACUUUGUUGUGGACGAUGGCGUUGAUGGGUACGCGGACAAUGGCAUUGAGGACUGGGAUGUACAAGAGGAACACGACUACGACUCGGAGGAGGAAAGCGCGUCCAAGAAGAAGAGCAAAGCGAAAAACGCGUCCAACAAGUCGAAACCCAAGCUUCCUCCUCCGAAGCCAACAAUGGCUGCUUACCGACCCGCCAUCUCCAAGGAGGAUGAGAGCGAUUUCCUGGCCUCUCUUAUGGGAGAAAUGGACUCUAUGCCUGUCGAGUUACCGCUUCCGCCACCAAGAUCGCGCAAGCGAAAACCAUCGCCUGCCUAUCGUCCUACGUACUCGUACGCCGACAUGUCUUCUGAUGGCCUCGUGCCCGAGCCAUCGAGCGACGACUUGGGAUUCAGUCCUCAAAAGAGAGUCAGGAUAGAUAACGACGAUAUCAUCCCUGGAGUGGAUCGCCUGGCCGUUGACAGUGGUUCAGAAGGCUUUGAUGACAUCGACAUGACUUCAUUCAACGACUUCGACGACCUUGACGAUGACUUUGCCAUGGAAGUCGAUGAGAAGAAGCCCCGACUUCACAUCCCCAAGGUCGUUGCCAAGACUUCUGCUGUAAAGAAGGAGGAGGAAGUGACUGCUGCAUGGCUUGCUACAUAUCAAUCUCUGUCGGCCAACCCCCCUGACGAGAUUGGGAUUUCAUCGAGCUCUUCCGGCCCCAGUAAUGUCGAUGCUCUUGAGCCUGACGGAUCGCUGCGUUUCUUCUGGCUGGAUUACCUGGAGAACGAUGGACGUUUGUACUUCGUCGGCAAACUCAAAGACAAGACGACGCAGAACUGGGUAUCUUGCUGCGUCACGGUCGAGAACCUGCAACGCAAUAUCUUUGUCUUGCCUCGCACGAAACCGGACGAGUUUGGCGACGUUCCAGGUCUACAGGAUGUGUACAACGACUUCGACAUGUUGCGGAAGAAGAUGCAGGUUUCUUCAUGGAAAGGCAAGUUCGUCAAAAGAAAUUACGCGUUUGGAGAGGUGGAUGUACCGAGAGAAGAGACUCAGUGGCUCAAGGUUGUCUAUGGAUUCAAUGAACCCCAGCUGCCUAUCACGGAUGCCGAUCCUAGCCCAAACAUUGCACGGAUCUUCGGGACUAACACAAGCGCGUUUGAGCUGCUCGUGAUGAAGCGCAAGAUCAUGGGUCCAUGUUGGCUUGAAAUCAAGAAUCCUGUGAUUGAACACAAGAAUUUCUCGUGGUGCAAACUGGAGGUCACUGUUACCGAUCCCAAGGACUUCAAUCCUUUUGCGAAAACAGACCAGAACGCACCUCGAGAGACUCCGCCGUUGAACGUGACGAGCCUGAGCGUGCGGACAGUCGUCAACCACCAGGAGAACAAACGCGAGGUCGUCUGUGUGACAGCCAGGACAUGGCAUAACUUGCUCAUCGAUGAUCCAAAACCUCCAGAGGAGCUUCCAUGCACAGUACAAACGUUUGUCAGGCCAUUGGAGAAGUUUCCGUUCAGUUUUGAGGCUGCCGCGAAAGCUAACGGCAAGGGCGCUAUCACGACUGUCAAGAAUGAACGGAUGCUUCUGAGCAGUCUUUUAAAUUCGCUAUAUCGAUCCGAUCCUGACGUUAUUAUUGGGCACGAUUUUCUCGGAGUUUCGCUCGAUGUGUUAUUGCAUCGUAUGAAAGAGCUAAAAGUGGACCAUUGGUCUCGCCUUGGUCGUUUCAGGCGAUCAAGGUGGCCCAACAUCGGCAAGCAAGGCUCGAACAUCAAGUUCCUGAGUGGUCGACUGCUUUGUGACUUGGCUAGCGAUGGAGCGAAGUCCAUGAUCACCUCCACGACCUGGUCUCUGACGGAAAUGUGCAAGACACAUCUUAACUCUGUGCGGCAGGACAUCGACCCUGACGAUACGGCCAACUACUUCGAUGGUGAUGUAAGCAGUCCGGAGAGGCUUCUUACAUUUGUACGGCACUGUGAGCUAGACGCCCACUACCACAUGGCGAUCGCGGAUAAAGUGCAGAUUUUGCCGUUGACCAAGCAGCUCACCAGCCUCGCUGGCAAUUCAUGGCAAACGUUGAAUGGCGGUCGUGCGGAACGAAAUGAAUACAUUCUUCUGCACGAAUUCCAUAAACUCAAGUACAUCUGCCCAGACAAGAUCUACGGCAAGAAGAUACGCGUCGAAGAUGCCGAAGACGCCGAAGGCGGCGGGGGUAAAUCCAAGAAGAAGCGGGACAAAUACAAGGGCGGUCUUGUGUUCGAGCCUAAGCGAGGGUUGUGGGACAAGUACAUUCUCGUCAUGGACUUUAACUCGCUGUACCCCAGCAUCAUUCAAGAGUACAACAUAGACUUUACGACGGUCGAUGUCGAAGAGCAGUUGAAUGACGAAGGAGAAGAGAAGAUCCCUGAUCCGCCAUCUCCGCAAGUGGGACAGGGUGUUCUUCCCCGUUUGAUCGCCACUUUGGUUAGACAGCGACGGACAGUCAAGUCUCUCAUGAAAGACAGGUCUACUCCGCCGGCCAAAAUGCUACAGUAUGACAUCCGACAACAAGCCCUGAAGCUUACUGCCAACAGCAUGUACGGCUGUCUCGGAUUCGAAUACUCGCGCUUCUAUGCUCGGCCGCUGGCUGCGCUGACGACUUUCAAGGGUCGUGAGAUUCUGACGCACACUCGUGAGCUUGCUGAGAGCAUGGAUCUGGAUGUGGUCUAUGGAGACACCGAUUCGGUGUUCGUGAACACGAACGUGCUCGAGCUGCCCCAAGCAAUCAAGAUAUCAGCGGAUUUCAAGAAAGCGGUCAACGAGCAGUACCGACUGCUUGAGAUUGAUCUGGACGGCGUGUUCCAACGUCUACUGCUGCUGCAGAAGAAGAAGUAUGCCGCACUCAAGGUCGAGGAGGGAUCUCGGACAUCAGUGGAGGUCAAGGGUCUGGAUAUGAAACGUCGAGAGUACUGCACGCUCUCCAAGAAUGUGUCACAAUAUGUUUUGGACCAGAUCCUCUCUGGAGAUCCGCAGGAUGAUGUGAUUCAAAACAUCCACGACUUUUUGACGAAUAUCGGCCAGAAUGUUCGGGACGGCAAGGUCAAGCUGGAGGAGUUUGUCAUCUUCAAACGUCUCGGCAAAAACCCGGAGGAUUAUCCUGACAUUAAAUCGCAGCCGCAUGUGCAGGUAGCACUGCGAAUGAAGCUGCGUGGUGGCAAUGCCAAACAUGGGGACGUGAUACCUUACGUUUUCUGUCUGUCUCCCGGAGAGCAGACGGCCAAGACUGGGCAGGCAGACCGUGCCAAGCAUCCCGACGAGUAUCGGAAGGAGGGGUCUGAGCUGAAACUGGAUGUCGAGUAUUAUCUGGCACACCAGGUUCUACCACCCAUUGAGCGGCUGUGCGAUCCGAUUGAUGGUACCGACCGAUCCCGUCUUGCGGAAUGUCUUGGGCUGGAUCCAACCCGGUACAGGACAAGCUCGUCCAGUGCCUCAGACGAGCCAGCAUUCGCGGGAUACGAUUCCUUGAUGCCGGACAGCGAACGCUUCAAGGAUGCGGUGCCUCUCGUUGUAAGAUGUCGAAAGUGCCAAGUUGAAGUCGCGUUCGGCCCGAUCCACGACCGAGAUAAAUGUAUACUGCAGACAGAAGGGCUGACCUGUCCUGAAUGCAAACAAAGUAUCAGCCACGGCAGUCUCCAGAUGCAGCUUGAGACGCAAAUCCGCAAGCACAUCAACAAAUACUACGAAGCUGUUACCCGUUGCGAUGAAUGUGGGCGAGAGACCCGUCGAAUGGGUGUCAGUGGUCGGCAUUGCCUGCAGAAUGGUUGUAGCGGCAAUGUCAACUUGCUGUAUGACGACAACAUGCUAUACAACCAAUUGCGUUACUUUUCAUCGCUGUUUGACAUGGAAAAGGCGAAACGCAGUGCUGUAGGGUCGACACAUAGCGAUCUGGUGGCUGCUGUGAUCUCGAAUAAUGCUGGCUUUCUGAGAGCAAUGAUGGCCUGCGUAGAGCGAUAUCUGGAUCAGUCGGGGCGGCGGUGGGUUGAGCUGAGUGCCAUCUUUUCAUGGAUGAAUGUCGACGAGAAGUAGCUUUUGUAUCUGUACUUAGCUCAUGUAAGCAUGUAUUUUCUAGAGCCUGAGAUGCCGUUCAUGGGUCUUCAGAGAGCCGAGCUCGCCGAUUUCAUAACAUGCGGGCCCAGUGUUGUGGCUGGACUUCCCGCUGAAGAAGCGAUUCCUGGCCUACCAACGUGAUUGAGGCAGCGCUCACGGGAUCAAAUCUUUGACGUAUUGAUUGAUGACACUGCUUCGCAAUCGAGACGACGCUGUCAAUUCAUUGUCAGUCUUGACUCUCUUCCAUUUCCAAGGUUCCAACUGUCCAGGAUGGCCGCCUCGUCGACUAUCUACAUUCCUAUAGUCUCGCCGCCCACUCCUACUGCGUCUCCCGGCCCAGAAUCAGACCUCACGCAAUGCGCCCAUAUCCCCAUCGCUCUACCCCAGAACCCGGCACUGCGACAACGCUACCUCGCGUCCAUCCUGCAUUCCCUGACCCCCGCUGAACUUUUAUUCGUCUCGACCACAAUCGCCCCGCUGCUCAAGCGAGACUUCCUCUCGGAGCUCCCCACCGAGCUUGCGUUGACCGUGCUCAGUUUCAUCGACGACCCACAAACGUUGGUGACCGCAAGUCGCGUGAGCAGGCGGUGGAGGGACAUGGCUGCCGACGACUGGAUAUGGAAGGGCAUGUGUCUGCGUCUCGGGUUCACCAUGCAGGAGAUGUUGGACGGCCAGCUCUUGGACGACACGAAGAGGGACGAAGAUCCCACUCGCUCGAUUUGGGCGAAACAGCUGCCGAGGGGGAGAAGUCGCGAACUCGAGCAGCUUCCGCCCGCGAUGUCGUAUCAUGACUAUUUCAGGAAGUCUUACAGGACCAUGAUGAAUUGGAAACACGGGGGCCGUCUUCUGCGCUGCCACCGAAUGGCACCCACGCCCGCCCCUCCGAACCACAACGCCGGCGGGCCUCUGAACUCGCUUGAUGUCAUCACAUCUGUGGCCCUCGACAGUGACUGGGUCGUUGUUGGACUCGCGAACAGCAAGAUCCACGUCUUCAGUAGCCGGACCGGGGUCCUCGCGCGGACCUUGGUCGGCCACGAAGCAGGCGUCUGGGGUGUCUGUCUCGUCAGACACGGAGGCUCCUGGGUUGGGGAUCCCAUAGUACCCGAACCCAACGCCGCAAGGGCUGCGGCUGCGUCAUCGGUGAAAUGGCGGAACGCGCUUGGUCUGGAUCUGCCGUUUGAGUCACAGCCAGCCCUCUUCCCCGGAAAAAGAUCGUCGCCAUGCGCUGCUUCGGAAGGCUGGGGUCAGCCGAACGAUCUGGUAGUCAGCGGGGGGUGUGACAAGGUGCUUCGGGUAUGGGAUGUUCGAAGCGGGUCUCCCAUUCAUGUGCUUUCCGGGCACACUUCGACUAUCCGAUGCCUGAAAGUUCUGCACAAUCGGCCAUUGGCGGUGACCGGGUCUCGCGACUCGACCCUGCGGGUAUGGGACGUCCAACAGGGACGACUAGUGCGGACGAUGACAGGCCACACGGGAAGUGUCAGGUGCUUGGAUGUCUGCGGAAAUCGAGCGGUCAGCGGAAGCUACGACGCGACCUGCCGUGUCUGGGAUCUCGACUCAGGGGAAUGCAUACAUGUCUUGCGAGGACAUUUCCACCAGAUUUAUUCGGUCGCGUUUGACGGAACGCGGAUUGCCUCGGGAGGACUGGACACUAGUGUCCGAGUGUGGGACGCACUCUCCGGACAAUGUGUGGCCCUGCUGCAAGGCCACACUGCGCUCGUCUGCCAGCUGCAGCUCUCGCAGUCGAUAGCGACGACGCUGAAUCCGCACCCGGACCCGAUCCUCGUGACCGGCGGUUCCGACGGGCGAGUCAUCACCUUCUCGCUCGCUUCGUACACGUCGCUGCACCGCAUUGCGGCGCACGACUCGAGUGUGACUUCGCUGCAGUUCAACGACCGCUGGCUUGUGACCGCGGGGAACGACGGGCGUGUCCGGUUGUGGGAGAUGGCGACCGGCGCGCAUGUCCGCGAGAUGACGGAAGUCGGGGAAAGUGUGUGGAAGGUCUGUUUCGACGGCGGCCCUGGGGAGAUCAUGUCGAUCAUGUGCAAGCGUGGUGGGAAGAGUGUCAUGGAGAUCUGGAGCUUUAGGCCGGAGGAUGGUAAAUUGCAGGGAUAAUUAUCGUGCCUGGGUUGUAUUAUCAAUAAGUACUAGAUCAUAUAAAUUCACCUAGUUUCUUCGGCGACUGUUUAUGACAUGCAUCUUGGAUCUCAGAAAUGAAGUUUCGAUUCCUGCGAUUCCCAGCUCGCUCGGUUUCAAGGACGUUGAGUCUCGACUCUCAGACCAGGGCCCGUGCUUGGAUCUGCCAUCAUCGUCUUGUUUGAUGCGGUCACGUCAACCGCAGCUGAAAGUUGAACCUUGACACAAUGACACUGACAGUUCAAGUCCAACUCUCAGAUAUGAAUGAGGCUUUCUGCCUCUCACUGACAGGUCCCCGACGGCCAUGAGGCGUCUUAUCAACCUCUUAUCGAUGAGGGACUUCUAGAAGAUAUCUUGUCGUGCUAUCCAUCUGAAUCACGUUUAAUGGCAAGCGUGGGCUCACUUCUACCGGCUCGUUAACUGCUGCCUCUCCAAUCGCACUCGUGAUGCCGCUGGAAAUGGCUUAUUUGCGGAUGGACUCUGCGCACCUGAGUGCUGCUCUCUUGUUGGCUGUUGGGGUGCUUGCCGGGUCCGCCUUCGCGUACAGGGACGAUCUGUGGUUCCUCCGCAAGAAACGGGCCAGUGGCUCGGCCACGAGGCAGACAUCCGCUGUGGCUAGGGCCGCGCAUCGCGCCGCUGGUGGUCCGUCCUGUCCUUGUUCGCUGUGCGCUGUGCGCUGAGGAGCCUCGGCUUAUCCGGAUGCAGAAUGGGAGCCCCAGGCGUUCAGCUACCCCGCUUUCGACGCUUGUGCUGUGCCGCUCGAUGAGAUACGGCCCCAGAUGUACCGGCCGUUCCGGUGGGGCGAGUACCACGUGACCAUGGGCAUCAGGAACAUGCACUGGGGCGAGUGGAUCGAGCUGGACGGCAAAUACGAGACGUACCGGCGCAUCCGCCGCGAACGCCUCCGGACGAAAGGACGCGACGUGCUCCAAGUCCUCCCGGACUCGGUGCGCGUACACGACGGCGAAGAGGCUGUGCGCGUCGGCGGCGGGGCUGCCGGCGCGAUUGAGCUCGCCCACGAGCUUGCGGAAUAUUUAUCGCGCCGGUAUCCAACGACGUUCGAGGUCACGCGGCACGCAGCAGAAUCGACUGAGGGCGUUUACUAUCCGUGCGGGUGGGACGGGUUGCCGCCGGUGGAGAGUAUUCGCAAUGCGCUAUCGGACGAGCGAUAUUCCCUUCCGCUGCCGCUUCCUCUCGAUCCGCACAAGGUCGUGGAUGAUCUGGUGCAGCAGGGAGAAGAAGCAAUGCGUAUUGCAGCGUCGCUUGUCCAGGACGAUCUUGCUAUCAUGGUCGAAGGAUCGAAUGGAGAUUACUAUUUCCAGGCUGGGGCGAUCCUCGUCGGCGGAUUCUGGCGGAUGAAAGAUAAACUGGGCAGACGAAUGGAUGAAAUACAUCUCAGUGGACACGUUCCUCAAUACAAAGAGAAACUGCACACAUCUCUUUCGCGCUUCUUCCGACGCAUGGCUGUGGACAAGCCAGUCGUCCGCAACAACUACUUCGUGCAGAUCUCGCCGCCAGCCACCGCCCACUCGGAUGCGGUCGAUCCCGAGGAACUUGCGUGGGGUAAAAACGUGAUGGGAGAGGAGGAUGCGUACGGUAAAGGGGGUGAUGGGCGCGGGGGCUUCAAAGCCGCUGCCUCGCCGCUCACUGCUCCGAUUGUCACUCCCCAGACCCUGCGGCUGCGCACGGAGCGUCAGACACUUCGGCGGCUUCCGAGGAGCGGGGCGAUUGUCUUUACCAUCCGGACGUAUCUUGUGCCGGUCGAAGAGCUGGCUUGUGAGCCUGGGGUGGCCGCGCGGUUUGCCAGUGCUGUGCGCAGCUGGCCUGAGGAUGUGCAGGAAUAUAAAGGCCAGGGGCGGUACCGGGAUGUGUUGCUCACUUACUUGGAUGAGAUGGCAGAGCAGCAGGAAGAAGAAGUUGCAAUAGUCAAGCCAUAUCCUUUCUAAACAGUGAUCAUGAAAUGCGAUCAUAGGCUUUGAUAAGAUAAGAUCAUGAAAUGCGAUCCGUUGUUGCUAGGGCGUUGCUUGGUUACGUCUUGGCAAGGAUGAGGCUCGCGUGGUUCCUUUGAUCUACACCUCUAUCCUAUUUUGCGCUCGAGGGGUAGCUAGGAUCCUCAGUAAAUCCACCUCGCAUCGAACAAGGACAGUUUACGCCCUGGACGAACUGACAUACAUGUGAGCUUCCCUAGCCUCCGAGUCCCGAUCGAGGCGGUAAGCGACGGUCCUUCAGCCACCGAGUCCCGAUUGGCGGGUCCAGGAUCGCAACUGUACUGCAGGCCCUGGUAUAAGAAUGAACGCAGGAACGUGUGUUCUGCAUCCGCCGCCUUCCUCCCUCUCCCUUCCACUGCAAUGCCCAGCCACUCCCCACUCUCCUUCUUCUCUCUGCUCGCGCUUGUCGCGCUGCUCUUCUCGGCCACGUUUGGCUCUGCCUCGCCCGUGGAGAAGCGCAGCGCCCGCACGAGCCCUCCCUCUGGAGCGGUCGUCGUGAAUGUUGCGGGCGGCAGUGGCGUACACACCACGGUCUCCUCGGCCGUGGCCGCGCUCCCGAACGACAACUCGGCGCGCACGAUCUUCAUCUACCCUGGCACCUACAACGAGCAGGUGUUCAUCACCCGGCCUGGAAUGACGACGAUCUACGGCUACACCACCAACAACCUCGACCAUGCUCAGAACGUGGUGAACAUCAAGCACUCUGCCUCUGCGUCGGCAGCCGGCGGCGACGAUCCCAGCGGCACGCUCCGGGUGCACAAGGACAACUUUGCGAUGUACAACGUGAACGUCUAUAACACGUUCGGUCAGGGCCAGCAGGCGAUUGCCGUCAGCGCCUACGGCAGCAAGCAGGGUUACUACGCGUGUGGAUUCUACGGGUACCAGGACACGCUCCUCGCCGAGCAGGGCACCCAGUUCUACGGCUACACGUACAUCCAGGGCGCCGUCGACUACGUCUUUGGCCAGCACGCGUUUGCGUUCUUCCAGUCCUGCACUCUGGCGUCCUCUGGCCCCGGUAGCAUCACCGCCGCUGGACCCUCCAGCUCGUCCGAUGGCAUCUACGUCAUUAACAAGGCGACCAUCGAGGUUGCCCCGGGAACUGGCACGUCUUUGGCCGGGAAGGUCUAUCUCGGUCGCCCCUGGUCUCAGUUCGCUCGCGUAGUCUACACCAACAGCAACAUUGGCGCACACGUCAACGCGCUCGGCUGGGACACCUGGUCCUCCGCCUCCCCCAACACCGCCCACGUCCUCUUCGCCGAGUUCGGCAGCUCCGGUGCCGGAGCCGCUGGCAAGCGGGCCUCGUUCUCCAAGAAGCUGUCCUCCGCUGCUGGCUACACCAUCUCCGAUGUUUUGGGCAGCAGCCACACCUGGGUUGACUCGGGCUACGACCACUAGGAAACUACUCAUUACUACCACUUAUUAGCCUCUUAUUUGACUUUUAAUACAAUACACUCUUUUUAACACA
This is a messenger RNA of Mycena citricolor, 9848 nucleotides long. Lineage: Eukaryota; Fungi; Basidiomycota; Agaricomycetes; Agaricales; Mycenaceae. The record is from the annotation of a GenBank genome assembly.